AUGGACGAAGAUAUUCCCCAGGACGAGUACUUUGAGUGGGAAGACAUCAUAUCAUACAAAGCUGCCACAGCUCCCAGGACGAUGGAGGAUGUGACUCAUUCACCGAUCAAUCUGUUCAAUCGACACUCGAACGAAGAUCUGUACGACAGCGACGUGGAUGCCUCGGUACGUAGCGAGGCUGACAGUAGCAUCAGCUUCGGAGUGUUCAGUUCGGCCGACUCGGUCUCAACACAUACUUCAAUAUCGCACCACGGAAGUGAAGGUUAUUUUGACGAGCAUAGCGACUUUCUUCCUCAAUAUGAGAGCCCGACAAGUUUCCGGAAACAUAUGCUUGCGCCCAAGGGUGUCAUCGACCCUAAAUCGGCUCAACCGGAUCAGAUAGAAAAAAUUGAGCGCGCCGAAGACGACACAGCGAUUAUUGCACCGCCGUCAAAACAUGUAGAUUACCUGUCACAUGACUGGUGUGAAGAAGAUAUUUGGUCAACAUGGAAAUACCUAAAAUCAACCAGACAGGUCUACAAGAAUAGCGAACGAUUGGCCAAUGCAUCAUGGAGAAUGUGGAUGAAGGAAAGGCACCAGUUACCUGAGACGGAACCGCUAGCGAUCAACUGGCAAAAAGAAAGAGAUACCACAUGGCUCUAUGGACCACUUCAGCCGAAGUCAGAGUCGAUGUCUGAUUCUCUUCAGUCAAGCCAGGUGAUUGCUGACUCAAAAAUGCCUGUGAGGCCAAUUUUGAAGAAGCCCAGCUUGUCCGAGACCUUAUUGAGGAAGUCGAUCUCUUGCGCUGCAUUGGCGAGGGAAGCCAAUAUUGCGUCUAAAGAGGCAUUGAAUCUGGUGAGACAUGGAAUUUCACGACAAACCUCUCUACCGGCUCAUCUAUCUAUGAACACAGAGGAGCGAACCAAAGCGUGGCUGGGCUCGCACUCAAAAUUACAUCCCUCAAAGACCCCACCAGCUAAAAGCGUCAGAUUCAGUGAUCAAAUCGAAGAAUCGUCCACGGUCAGCCCAGGUAGUUCAAUUAUCACUAUCGUUGAGAGUAUCUUUGAAGAUUCGGAUGAGGAGGACGACGAAAAUAGCGAUGUAGAGACGUCGCCAAAAUCUCUUGCAACCGCUACUCCGCCUACAGCUGAAAUUGCGUCUCUGGCUCUUGACGAAACGACGGAGGACGACAACGAAAUGGUAUUCAAUUUCGGCGAAUACACGCUUUCGCCUGAAUGCGAAUCCGAGGCUUCAGACGAGUCUACGGGAGAUUAUUUUGGGUCCGAACAGCCUGACAGCCAGGACGUUACGAUGUCGAUUCUUGGAGCAGUACGUGAAGAUUUGGUGGACUCUGUCAUGGAUGAAUUCUGGGCUAUCUUCAACCAAGAAUGGGAUGCCGGGUUCAAGCAGCGUAAUGGAGACUCACGCGGGUCAUCCAACUCCUCUAAUGACAGCACCUCUGCAUCUCGCGCGAACGCCUCAACGGGACGCGUUCAAAGAAAGCGUCAGAGAGGAGAAAGUGAAAACUCUGACGGCGACGAUGCUAGAGACGUCAGGGCCCGUCAGCAGCCCAAAUCAAAAAGAGGUAGUGAGGAUCUCAUCAAAUUUGCUUGCCCAUUUCGCAAGCAUGAUAAUUCAACUUACAACAUCUACACCCACCGAGUAUGUGCUCUUUCAAACUGGCAAACGAUUGCCCGUGUAAAGGAGCAUAUAUACAGGUGCCAUCAAACCCCGCCACAUUGCAAAAGGUGCUGGGCGACAUUUAAGAACCAACAACAGUUGGACACUCACAUCACAGUAGCUUCUGAGGAUAUUUGCGAAGUAAAAGUUGGCACCGCUCCAGAGGGCAUCACAGCAGAAAUCGAGAGGCAGCUCAGAAGUCGAAAGAAGGCACACCCCAACCAGAGUGAGGAAGAUCGGUGGAGAGACAUCUACAAAAUCCUAUUUCCCAAUCACGAGAUUCCUUCACCGUAUUUCGAAGCCGUCCAUACAGAAGGACCAUCUUCUCCAGAUUCCAGGGAGCUUUCAAAUUACGAAGACUACAUCCGUCGCGAACUACCUCGCCUAGUACGCUCCAACAUCGAAUCUGUCGUUCGUCACGAGACUCAACCUUUGGAAGCAGCUUUGAUCGGCAAUUUGGUAUCCAUCAUUCAAGACUGUCAAGAUCGAGUCUUCCGCUCAUAUCGAGAAACCCAAGGCUUCGAUCAUGACAUGACUAGUCCGGUUCUACCAUCAACUACAUCACCAUCAGAAUCACGACUUACCCAGGAGACCCCAGAUUUCAGAGACGAUCUCGACUUCCUCGAUUCAGCAUUUCAUGCCCCAGCAACAAGCAGCACACAAGCAAUGCCAAGUUUCUCGCAAUUCGACUCGCUUCUGCGUCCCGAAGCAUUAAUGUUUUCCGACUCCGGAUACAGCGAACCUAUCUGCUACUGCACCGUGGCAUGCAGCUGCGGAAAGGUUACAGACGAGGCACAAGUCAAGGAUGAAGUGGCAGCAGCCGCUGUGCUAGACCCUGUUCGGCCCUGGAUGGAUUCAAUGUCGCACCCGAACUGGCAACAAGUCGAGCGUGCAGACGACGAGGCUGACUGGUGGAUGAACAUCUGA
This is a messenger RNA of Glarea lozoyensis ATCC 20868, 2586 nucleotides long. RefSeq lists its product as uncharacterized. The transcript has a single exon. Bases 1 to 2586 code for a protein of 861 amino acids. The record is from RefSeq and is a predicted model, not a curated record. Lineage: Eukaryota; Fungi; Ascomycota; Leotiomycetes; Helotiales; Helotiaceae.